AAAACGCCAAACCGUCAGUUCGAACACAAAACCGGCGAUUCGAACCGGAGUUUACGGUUCGGAAAAACCGGUUUCAGUUUUGGUUCGGCGGCAGGUUCGAAACCGAUUGGGCUAAGUCUACCCAAAUCAAUCGAAUUUCAUUACCUAACCCCGAUUCUAAUAUCGAUUCGCUCCCCUUCUGCUUCUCAAACUGACGCCUCUGCUCGACUCUUCUCCAUCUAUCGCUACUGCAUUCGGCUUCAUCGUGUUUUAAUCUUGAAUUGUUGUUGUUGUUGUUGUUGUAAAUUUUCAAAGCCGAGGGUUUUUUUCAGUAGCUAUCACGAUGUGACUGAUUUUGCUGGUUCUUGUUGGAAAAGAUAUUGGUGAAAUUGAUGAUGACGCAAUAGAAAAAGGGAAUAAACUUACUACAGUCGAAGUUGCUGGGGAAAGGAAUGAUUCCCUGCCAAUUUUAGCUGUAUUGCCUCUCUGAUUAACUCGUAGCUCUUCAGUCUCAAGGCGCGCUCACCAUCCUGCUAAUGGAAAAUCCAACAUCAAGAUUACUUGGGCAACAACCGUCCAAGGAUAACCCAACCCAUGGUCCACAGAUCAUGCUUAGCUCGACUGUGAAUAAAGGGGGCCCAUCUGCUUCGGAUGAAUUUAAGUAUGGAUUCCCAUCAGCUGGUCUGUCCAGCGUCUCGAUGAGAUGGUGGGGAAACAAAGGUGCUCCUAAGAAUAAGGAUCAACAAAAUGGUCGUGAAGAUGCCAAGGAAACUAAACAACAAAGAGUCGAUGAAGAUGAUAAGGAAACUAAACAAGAAAGUGUCGAUGAAGAUGAUAAGGAAAAUAAACAACAAAGAGUCGAUGAAGAUGAUGAGCAAACUAAACAACAGUGUAAUGAAUCGUUGGAUGAUGCUGCUAAGUUGUCACAGGAGAAUGAAGACGAGAGUGAAUGCAAGACAAACGAGACGGAUGCAGCAACUCGGUGGGCAAGUUUGAGGAAGAAGGCAGCCGAAGAAGGGCGGCGAGCUCUUAAACUUGGUGUAUAUAGAGGAUACAAUGCGAAAACACUCGACAAGGCGAAGAAAAUGGUGCUGCUUCAGAUAUUCAAGACUUCUGUGGGGGAUUGAAUGUAAGAUUUCUGUUGAUUAGGUGAAUCCAUUUCAAAAUGUUUUAUGGGGAAACAGAUGUAAUGUUUAAUUCUAGUUUUGAAUCUGGAUUAGAUGCUAAACCUAAGACUAUGGUUAAGGUUUCUGAGUCAUUUUUUUUUAAAUAAAUAAAUAAAUAAUUACCAUGCAACCUCACGAUUCUAUAAAAUAUACU
This is a messenger RNA of Andrographis paniculata, 1299 nucleotides long. RefSeq lists its product as uncharacterized. The record is from RefSeq and is a predicted model, not a curated record. The transcript is spliced from 3 exons. NCBI's taxonomy places the organism in Eukaryota, Viridiplantae, Streptophyta, Magnoliopsida, Lamiales, Acanthaceae. The coding region runs from base 516 to 1106 and encodes 196 amino acids.